AUGUAUGAUACUCAGAGCGUUAAUACAAUUCAUGGAUGUAUGAUUCAGACCGUUAAUACAAUUCAUGGAUGUAUGAUACUCAGACCGUUAACACAAUUCAUGGAUGUAUGUUACUCAGACCGUUAUCACAAUUCAUGGAUGUAUGAUGCUCAGACCGUUAAUACAAUUCAUGGAUGUAUGAUGCUCAGAGCGUUAAUCACAAUUCAUGGAUGUAUGAUACUCAGACGUUAUCACAAUUCAUGGAUGUAUGAUACUCAGACCGUUAAUACAAUUCAUGGAUGUAUGAUACUCAGACCGUUAAUACAAUUCAUGGAUGUAUGA
Molecule: messenger RNA, 321 nt
Organism: Brugia pahangi
Lineage: Eukaryota; Metazoa; Nematoda; Chromadorea; Rhabditida; Onchocercidae
Source: the annotation of a GenBank genome assembly